Molecule: messenger RNA, 1436 nt
Organism: Aspergillus caelatus
Lineage: Eukaryota; Fungi; Ascomycota; Eurotiomycetes; Eurotiales; Aspergillaceae
Exons: 6
Coding region: 202-1308 (368 amino acids)
Source: RefSeq, a predicted model, not a curated record
CCGUACAAACGCUUGGACGUCCCCCCCCAGCGUAGCCUAUCAGAGCGGGACAUUUCAUGCAUGAGAACGAUCGAUGGAGUCGCUCCUCUUGCUCUUGGUUAAGGGCCAUCGAUAUAUUGGGGACUCGCCCACAUUGAAUUCCUUCUGUUUUUCUUUCUUCUCCAUUUGAGCCUCCAUAAUGCUCCAUUGUUGUCAUCAACAAUGACCGAAACUCAUCCUGGGUCUUCCCUGAAUACAAUUAACCUCAUUACACAAUGCUUGUGUAUUCCGAUCGUCACCAUCUUCGUGGCGACGCGGUUUGGAAUCCGCUUUUGGUAUAAGCAGUUUGUUGUCGUCGAAGAUACCUUCUGUUUCCUAGCAUGGAUUCUGUUCAUGGCAUACUGCGCCAUUGCCAUUGUUUUGGGACAAUAUGGCGGUGGUGUAAAUUAUCAACUGGUCCCGGAGUCAAUGCAGGUGACUUACCGCAAGUUCUGCUAUAUCGCAACCGUCUUUUACUGUCCCAUGAGUCUCUUCGUGAAAUACGCCUUGCUUUCCAUCUUGAUCCGGAUCUUCGCGCCAUACCGGGGCCGGAUUAUGUUCAUCUAUGUUCUCCUCGGAUGCCUGACCAUUUACUACAUCAUCGCUGAGAUUGUCAAAAUUCGCAUGUGUGACCCCGUCCCGGCAUACUGGACUGGGGAACCGGCCAACUGUCUCGAUCAACAAGCUGCCCUGAUUGCCGACUCGGUUAUUAGCGUCGUGACCGAUCUUAUGAUUCUCAUCUUGCCACUGCCGCUGACCUGGUCGCUACAAAUGUCGCGGAGCAAGAAGCUCCGAGUCAUCGGCAUGUUGUCCGCUGGAGGACUCGCCACGGCCUUCAGUGUUUACCGACUGAUUCUGGUUUUGAAAGACGGCAGUACGCCCAAUACUACAGUAAUGUUUACGUGCGUGAUUCUGUCAGGUAACGCGGAAGGAGGAGUCGGUCUCAUCUGCGCCUGUCUCCCGACGAUGAAUAUUUUGAUCAACAAACUCCGGAAAGCCGGAUACAGCUACGGCUCGAACAAGUACUACCGGGACGAGUCCUCGAUGCACCUCAGCAAAAUGAAAGGCGCCAACGGCAAGGGAUUCUCCACCAUCGGAUCGAAGGGGUCCCGAACCGAGCCCGAAUUUGGAUCCGACCAGAGCCAUCUGAUUUCGUACGCGGGCACAGUCGAUAUGAGCGCCUCCGGCGAUGGCGGGAUCCAUAAGACCGUUGACGUAUCGCAAACCGUGGAGGUAUUGGCUGGAGGAGAAUCGUCCUCGAGUCAUUCCGACCAUCAGACGCGGUUUUAGCGCGCCAUCCCUUCUUUUCUUUUCUAUUUUCUUAUUUUCUUUUCUUUUCCUUCUGUAAUAGAUAUCCUUGGUGGGGCAUUUUGUAUGCAUAUUCGACUAACUUUCCCAUAUUUUCCUUUUUUCCCCUU